AUGUAUAACCAUAAAAAUUUUGCAGGUGAGUACAACAUCACGGUGAAUGCGGACAUUUCUUUGGACUGGCGCAGUCAUUUGCGUCUCCUCGCCUGUCACGCAGACGUUGGUGACUUCAAGAGCGUCCAACAAACUUUCCUCGUCAUUCAUCUGAGUACGUAA
This is a messenger RNA of Hydatigera taeniaeformis, 162 nucleotides long. Lineage: Eukaryota; Metazoa; Platyhelminthes; Cestoda; Cyclophyllidea; Taeniidae. The record is from the annotation of a GenBank genome assembly.